This is a messenger RNA of Pocillopora verrucosa, 1846 nucleotides long. RefSeq names its product coiled-coil domain-containing protein 24-like. NCBI's taxonomy places the organism in Eukaryota, Metazoa, Cnidaria, Anthozoa, Scleractinia, Pocilloporidae. The record is from RefSeq and is a predicted model, not a curated record.
CAAAGAUGGCGUCGUUUCUGUCAACUCAAGUAGUAUUUUAGGAUCCUAGUAAAACUAUAUAAACAAGCCAGUGAUAAAAUUUACUCAUCAGAGGAUGAAGGCAGAAUUUUCAAAAAUACUUGUUAAUUUCGCCUGAAUGAAGGUUGUUUGAAAGGAUCGAUGUGUGCAGAUCUCUCAACUUCCAUGGAAUGGCGACUGGAGGCAUUCGAAAGCAGACCGUCAUUAUGGAAAUUUAUCGAGGAAUACGUUCCUGAAAGUGAGCGAAUCGAGAUCAAAGAAGCUUUGGGAGAAGAUCUAGUGGAUGAGACCUUGGAUUUACACAAUGAGGCCUCCACCCUUCUUGAAAUCUGGCAAGAUUACAGGGAAGAAACAGAGAAAGAAGAGAGAGAGAAAGCCCUUCAAAGACAUUUACAUAGACUUCCUGAGCCUCCAAUGAUAAGAGAAAAUCUCAAGAAAGAGAUUAAAAUGUUUGUGGAAAUGUUGCAGCAGAAAGCAAAAGAGGAAGGAAGGAAUACAUCAAACAUUUUGAGUGAGAAGGAGUCUGAUAUAAUCGAAUAUGUGUUUGACAAUACAGCUGCUCGACCCUCCAGCUCAUCAAGUCGACCAUCCACUGCUCAUUCAUCCAGAGAUGGACGACAAACCCCGAUGAGGGCAACACCCAGUAGUGAUGGUAGCAGGUGUGCUUCCUCUCUUAGCGAUCAUCUUGAGUCCAUGAAUGACAAGCUGAAUGCACUGGAAAUUGAUAGAAUUACCCAUCAUUUAAGGCAGUUAUUAGAAGAAGAGAAAGAAGGUCUCCUUGGAGACAUAGCAUUUUUGCAGGAUUGCCUGAUGGAGGAAUCAGACUAUAGAGGCCAGGUUACAUCGCCGAAUGAACCAGAGCCGUCGUUGAGAGAUUUGCGUGAUUUGGGAACGAAACUUGAGAAGGAACUUCUCAACAACGUUUCAGCAGUUGCAAGACAACCGCAACGAAGAUUGUCUGACUCCAAGAGACAAUCUUUAUUAGAAGAAAAACCACAAAGAAGACGCGAAUCGACUGAGGCAGAGCCUCAUCCCAUACCCAGACCUCCCCCUUCUUCACAUGACCGACGUUACCAUGGCACGGUACCCAACCGCGUACUUACAAGCAAAAGCUCUGAGAUCAGCGGUGUUCCUCGCGGACAGUUUUCUCCUUCUCCACCAACAUCGGCGAAUCAAAAGAGACUGACGCCCUCUCCACCUACUUCGGCGAAAACUGUUCGGCCAGGUUCGGCUGCGCGGUUUCGGAAAAUGGUCGUUGAUUGUCGCGACAGUGGAAGAUAAGAUGUUGUUCAGGAACUGUGCGAAUCGAGGUUUAUGGCAGAUUUGGCAAUUUUUUUGCCUUUUUUCUGAUCACGAAUUAUCGUCGACGAGUCGUGUGCUUUUUGUUCCAAAUCCAUUUGGACUUAACUUGCGUGUUAAGUUUGGAAAAUUUAUAUUCCACGAGUGUUUGUCUAGGAAGGUGCCUCCUUCGGGUCGCGUCUUGACUGCUUCCAGACCAAUGUCAAGCGUUUCUUUAUAAGGAAUUGAAAAGACACCCACUUAAUGUUGUGCAUAAAGUGGGUGCGUAUUAUUAUGUAUUAAAUGUCGCACCUACAAGAAAAUUAAGUGUCGCACCUACAAAAAAACCACAAAACAACAACAAACAAACAACUGAAAAAGGCACUUUCUCAUGAUUGGUUUGUUUUUAUUUUCCAUCAAAAAUUAAAGAAUCCGUUAGGGGUUCCCUGAAGUUCCCUGAUCGCAUGCAGAUCAAGGUGAAUAAUUUCUUUUGGAAAAAAAUUAGAAACUAAAAAGAAAGAAUGUUAUUUAUUUUGCUUUUAACUUGGUA